AUGGUUGGGGGGGCCGGGAGGGUGACGGGCCGGCCCUCGCACAAGCCUGUCGUUUUGAAACAUGUCCCGUUUCUCCAUUGCGAUGAAGACGCCAUGAGAAAUUUUCGAAUUGCCUUUUCAAAUUUGAUAUUUCUUUCAUUUGAUAAUUCAGAUGGACUCUAGACACGCGGCGAAUGGGGUUUCUCCACUUGAACAAAGGAGCAUCAAAAAUACGGAAGAAUUAUCGAGAGAGUGGUUGAAGCUGGCAACGUUUUCUGAAAUUCUUGCUAGCGAUUCCUCUCACAAGGUUAAACAUUUUUUUCGAAUUUUUGUAACGUUCAAAUGUUUCAGUGUAUCUUUGUUUUACUGUCACAUCCUAGUGGAGAACGAGGAAUUUUGAUCGCAAAUAAGUCGGCUUUCGCAGAAAGUCAAGAGGCAAUAACGUUGUUUUUGAAACAAGCUCAUCUCAAGGAACUGACAAAAAACGAUAUUUUUGGAAAUUAUGAAAUAACCGUAGCUCCAGAGUUUAACGGUAGUCAGUUGAUAAUAUGUUUUAUCAUCUUCUUUUUGUUACAGUCAUAAAUUCACAGCUCAUCUAUCCUGUAAACGAUAGGUUGAUUGCCAAAUAUCGUCAAGAAGAAAAAUUUGUUAUAGCGGAAACUCCAGAAAGCUAUGUUUUUAUUACGUUGCCCUAUAUUGAGAAGAACCAAAUGAAUCUCACCGUAAGUCGUCUUGUUUUUUUUUUUCUGACUUUCAGCGAUGUAUUUGAGUGGGUUUACAAUUUGUUACAAAAAGAAGCCGAAGAGGAUCGGAUAAUCUUCGAAGAUGUGGACAAGCAUAACGGUUUCGUUCUCGCUUUAGAUAUCAAGUGGGACGGCAAAACUCUCGAAAACUUGUAUCUUCAGGCAAUAGUUCAUCGGAGAGGAAUUAAAUCUAUAAGGUGACUAUUCUGUAUAAAAUUUCGAAUGACUUUACAUAAAAAUCUUGAGGAGUUUAAAAGCUCUUUCAAACUUUUUUUUCUGGGUUUUUUUCAUUUUUAUGCACAUUGACGCGAUCAGAGUGAUAGUAUGAAAAAAAGCUAGCGAAAUUUCAAAAGGCGACUUUUCCGAUUUUUUUUGUAUCGCUUGGGAACUUUCCGACGGCCACCUUUCCGCCAAAUUUUUUUCGGACUUUUUCCAUAUUUUUUUCGGUUUAUGAAACAUCUAUUAACAUUUUUUUUUCCUAUUUCGUUGUGUUUUAAUCAUGAAUAACUUGCCUACUUUAUAUAGGAAGAUUGAAAACGAAGACUUUAUCGAGAAAAAAAGUCGAAAAAAAUUUGGCGAAAAGGUGGCCGUCGGAAAGUUCUCUAGCGAUAUGAAAAAAAUCGGGAAAGUCGCCGUUUGAAUUUUCGCUGUUCUUUUUUCAUACCACCAUCAGAAUAUGACUACUCUUCGCAUUAAAAAAUUCUAAAACCGUCUUUAAAGUUCUGAAAAGUAAACUUUCAGGGAUUUGACCGACAAGGACGUUGACUUGUUGGAGAACAUCAGGAGCAAAUCGUUGAAGGCUAUAAAAGAAAAGUACGGUGUCAGACCUGAUCAAAUGCGUAUGUACUUUCACUACCAGCCAUCUUUCUACCAUUUACACGUUCAUUUUGUGAGGUAAGGUUAUUUUUAUUCUGCCAAUUCAAAACCGUACUUAGUAUCAAAUAUGACGCACCAGCGAGCACGACCUUGUGCGCAGUGCUUCUGGACGACGUCAUUAACAAUUUGAAGCUGAAUGGACAACACUAUCAAAAGUCGACGCUCACAUUCAUGCGCAAAAACACGGACGAACUGUUGAGAUUGUAUCGUUCUGCGGGUGUUGUGCAAUCCGAUUAA
Molecule: messenger RNA, 1835 nt
Organism: Caenorhabditis auriculariae
Lineage: Eukaryota; Metazoa; Nematoda; Chromadorea; Rhabditida; Rhabditidae
Source: the annotation of a GenBank genome assembly